CAGGCCGUCGUUCGCGGAAUCGCAUUUCGCCUCUGUUCCUCGUCCACCCGACAGCACAAGCACGCGUUUCGCGCGGCGAAAAACAAACGUCACGAUGCCGGCCACGGCUUAGAAACUCGUCACCAUAGUGAGACUUAUGAGACACGUGUGCACGAAAUGCGGUACGAUUUCAUAUGUCAAUCGGGGGUUGCGUAUGCCGGCCUCGCUGGUGUCACUGAUGAGUAAAAGUCUCCUUGCCAAGGGAGGAGUGACGAUACACAAAAAUCGAGAACGACAAGGAGUACUCUAUUUGAGACGACCAUACGACCCCGCCGAAUCUUAAUGUCUCCAUCGUGAGCCCUCGAUAGCUACCUUGCGCGCGAGGACGCGGUCCUGCGGGAUUCGUGAUCGACGUGGUGAGAACGAGGGACUGAGUGAAUAAGGACAAGGAUAAAGACAAUGGGAGUGCCAGACGUAGAGCAAGCAAAGAGGCGACUCCAGGAUAUAUUGAGACGGGCGCAGAAGCUGGAGAUACCGACGCAGGAGGUGAUCUCGACGAGAACGGCACGUAAACUACUCGCUAGGACGCGCAAUGUCCUGACGUGGACCAUCUGGAUCGGCGUGUUUAUUGUCCUACUAAGCGGCGUCGUUUACGCGCGCUGGCCCACAAGACAGGACGCGGAGACCGUCAGGACCGUGCUGAGGCGAACGUGUUCUGGUGCGGCUUCGGGCGAUUUUUCGGAACGAGUGGCGGCACUUCUACAAUCGUCUUCGACCCAGGAUGACUGCUAGUAGUGCGCGCUAUAACAAGUAACAGCUUUUUCUUCCCUAAUCCUGCACAUCGAUGAAAGGAAGGAAGAGGAACGAUAUCAUUCAAAGGAGGAAGUGAUUCCACACGCACGCUGCGCGUUCUAAAUGAUUUUCGUCGAGCUAAUCUGUAAGCUUUAAUGCGUUUCGAGGCAGUGUCUCCACUUUAGGCUUAAGACAUUCUUUUUUUCUCGUGGAUGAUAUUACGGCACGAUGAUAAAAAUGUCGUAGACUGAUUAUCAGAGUAAAAUGCGACUUCCACAAGACUUCGCGUAAAAUAAAGCAAUUUCUCUCGAGACUCUUCUCUUUAUGUCACUUCCAUAAAAAAUACAUCUCGCUCAAUAUCAUAUCAAUAUUGUUAUUUGUAGAUUAAAUAUGUUAAUGCUACAGAUUAGA
This is a messenger RNA of Linepithema humile (Argentine ant), 1182 nucleotides long. RefSeq lists its product as uncharacterized. The record is from RefSeq and is a predicted model, not a curated record. Lineage: Eukaryota; Metazoa; Arthropoda; Insecta; Hymenoptera; Formicidae.